AUGGAAAAUGAUGUGGAUGAAGAGGUUCGAUUGCUAUUGGCCGUGUUCCCUGACGAAGUAAAGAGGGAUCCUGGUCAUGCAGGGACCCUCAUCGUUUCACUGCCGUUCCGCUUUGAAUUGCAAAUAACACUCCCCCCGCAUGGGUACCCUUCCACAUCGCCUCCGUCAUUGUUCGUCGCGUCUGGACCAAACGUAACUCUCAUUAGUGAAUACUCUUCCCAACUCUUGCGGCUCGUGCGGGAGGAGAUUCCGCUCGGUGGGCCGAUGCUCCUUCAUAUUGUAACACUUGCCCAAAACCUCGCCACCGAGCUUCAAGUGACGCGCGAAGCGCAGCGACAGGCAAAAGAGGAACAGCAGGCGAAACAUAAGCUUGAAGCCGCGGCGAAGGAAGAGGAACUGCAGGUUACAGCAGUGGAAGUGUGGAGCAGUGAUCCCAUCACCGACCGGAAGUCCAAGUUUGUGGCGCACAUGGCACGAGUAAACUCUGAGGCAGGUGUACAGGAGGUGGUGCAGCAUCUGCGGCGGCAGAAGCACAUCGCGGAAGCUACGCACCCCACCAUUUACGCCUACCGGUUCACUGACACUGCUGGAGUCUUGCAUGCCGAUUGCAAUGACGAUGGUGAAACGGGGGCGGCGUCGCGGAUUAUGUUUCUGUUGGAGCAGAAGAAAGUGGACGGAUACGUGGUGGUGGUGACACGCUGGUUUGGUGGUAUAUUAUUGGGACCCGACCGGUUCAAACACAUCAUGGAGGUGGUGCACAAUAUUCUCUUGACAAUGCCGUAA
Molecule: messenger RNA, 783 nt
Organism: Trypanosoma brucei brucei TREU927
Lineage: Eukaryota; Euglenozoa; Kinetoplastea; Trypanosomatida; Trypanosomatidae
Exons: 1
Coding region: 1-783 (260 amino acids)
Biological process (GO): regulation of translational initiation
Cellular component (GO): cytoplasm
Molecular function (GO): protein binding
Source: RefSeq, a predicted model, not a curated record